AUGCAAUUUUCCACCCUCACUGUUGGCCUCGCUGCCCUACUCAUGGCCGCUGUUCCUGCCAUUUCCGCUCCCCAGAGUGGCGGCGAGUUUGACGAUGCUGAAUUCAUGCUUCCUGAUGUUCCCUCCGAAGUUUCCAACAUGUUCACGCCCCCCGAGGGCAUGAAGAUCAUCACCGACACUACGCUUCCACAGAUGACCGAAGGGCUUGCUAGUGUGUUGAUGACUAUGGUCACUGCCAUCGGUGCCACCACUACUCAACCUCCUGCUAUGAUGCUGCCAACCUCCACUGGGAAUGUGGUACCGGAGCAUGAUCAUGAUCAUGAUCUUGACAACAUCGAAGACAUGGAAGACAUCGAGGACAUUGCCCUGCCAACUGAACUUGUUUCUCUUCCAGUCUUCACUUACACCUCGAGUGCUGCUACCGAGACUGCUUCUUCCAUCAUUACUAUUCCAACAUCCAUCAAUGCUACCGCUACCGGCAAUGGUACUCAUACCAUAGCGAUGCCCACCGCUCUUGCCAAUUCCGCCAGCGGUGUCCAACCUCUCCUUCUCUCCGCUAUUGCUCUCUUCGCUCUUGGUAUUGCGAUUUUGGCGUUGUAG
Molecule: messenger RNA, 600 nt
Organism: Morchella sextelata
Lineage: Eukaryota; Fungi; Ascomycota; Pezizomycetes; Pezizales; Morchellaceae
Exons: 4
Coding region: 1-600 (199 amino acids)
Source: RefSeq, a predicted model, not a curated record